This is a messenger RNA of Fragaria vesca subsp. vesca, 1553 nucleotides long. RefSeq names its product dihydroorotate dehydrogenase (quinone), mitochondrial-like. Gene Ontology annotation, biological process: 'de novo' pyrimidine nucleobase biosynthetic process; pyrimidine ribonucleotide biosynthetic process. Lineage: Eukaryota; Viridiplantae; Streptophyta; Magnoliopsida; Rosales; Rosaceae. The record is from RefSeq and is a predicted model, not a curated record. Gene Ontology annotation, molecular function: dihydroorotate dehydrogenase activity. Gene Ontology annotation, cellular component: cytoplasm; mitochondrial inner membrane. The coding region runs from base 1 to 1383 and encodes 460 amino acids. The transcript has 11 exons.
AUGGCGGCAAGGGCCUCAAGAAAACUACUCAGAGACUUUUUGCUGAGAAGAACAGCAUGCACAGCUCCAAUUGGGAUUGGAGCUGCCAGGCAUUCUUCCUCUGCUGCCCCAAAACCUCCCAAGAUUCCAAAGAUCCCUCAUUUUUCCAAGAGGGGGCUAUUUACUGCAGCCACAUUGGGGUUGGUUAUAGCUGGAGGAGCUUAUGCAAGCACAGUUGAUGAAGCAACUUUCUGUGGAUGGCUAUUCUCAGCUACCAAACUUGUCAAUCCAAUCUUUGCUCUUCUGGAUCCAGAGGUUGCUCAUAGACUGGGAGUCUCAGCCGCAGCACGUGGUUGGGUUCCUAGGGAGAAGAGACCAGAUCCACCAAAUUUAGGCCUAGAAGUUUGGGGAAGGAAGUUCUCAAACCCCAUAGGUCUUGCUGCUGGCUUUGAUAAGAAUGCUGAGGCUGUUGAUGGCUUACUUGGUUUAGGAUUUGGCUUUGUAGAGAUUGGUUCUGUAACCCCUAUUCCACAGGAGGGCAAUCCAAAGCCUCGUGUCUUCAGAUUACGUGAUGAAGGGGCUAUCAUCAAUCGCUAUGGCUUUAAUAGUGAAGGAAUUAUUGCUGUUGCAAAGCGGUUGGGAAUCCAGCAUGGUAAGAGGAUGUUGGAUGAAACUUCAAGUACUUCAUCUCCAUCGGCUGAUGAAGCCAAAGGUGGAGGAAAAUCUGGCCCUGGCAUACUGGGCGUGAAUCUUGGAAAAAAUAAGACAAGUGAAGAUGCUGCUUCAGAUUAUGUACAAGGGGUUCAUUCCUUGUCCCAGUAUGCUGAUUACUUGGUGAUUAAUGUUUCAUCACCCAACACCCCAGGGUUACGUAUGCUUCAAGGAAGAAAGGAGUUAAAGGACCUUGUGAAGAAGGUACAAGCUGCUCGUGAUGAAAUGCAAUGGGGGGAAGAGGGCCCUCCUCCAUUGCUGGUGAAAAUUGCUCCGGAUUUGUCUAAAGAAGACCUUGAAGAUAUUGCUGCAGUGGCACGUACCCUUCACUUGGACGGGUUGAUUAUAUCAAACACAACUGUUUCAAGACCAGAUACUGUGAGUAAAAACUCAGUGGCUUCUGAAGCUGGUGGCUUGAGUGGGAAACCACUCUUUGAUAUGUCUACCAGCCUAUUAAAGGAAAUGUACAUCUUGACUAGGGGGAAGAUUCCUUUAAUAGGGUGUGGAGGCAUUUUCAGUGGCGAGGAUGCUUAUCGAAAAAUACGAGCUGGAGCAACUCUUGUUCAGCUUUAUACAGGCUUUGCCUAUGGGGGGCCUGCUCUCAUUCCCCAGAUAAAGGCUGAAUUGUCUGAAUGCUUAGAAAGAGAUGGCUUCAAAACUGUUAUUGAAGCAGUUGGUGCAGAUUGCAGAUGACACUCAUGACAAUGCCUUUUCGCCCCACAAACAUCCAGGAUUUGGCCGAAUGUGCUUAGGAAGGAAGCAAAUUUCACAUGACAUGGUGUAAAUUAUGGCUUUAAAUUGUUUUUCAUCCUUCUUUCGGGGAUCAACGGGAAGUAACGAGUGUUUGAGAGAAUAGGAGAGAU